CAAUGACCAUCCUUUGGGCGACAUCGAUCCAUUGCGCUGCUUACAUCUCGGCAAGCAACGUCCCUUGUAGGUUCAUUCCGGCAGGAACUCGCACAUUGUGUGCAAGUACUGGUACCAUGCCACUGUACGAGCUCCUUUGCAUAGCAGCUUACUCUGCCGAAUCUGCCCUCUUGCGGGAUCUGAUUCGGUCUUCUUCUCGUCUCGUCUUGGACAAUGGAGGCGCUGUUAGAGGCGUCCAAUAUUGGGGCCGCAGAACGCUUCCGCAACGAGCAAGAGCACAUCAGCAAUGGCAUACAGAGGGAGACUAUUUCCUCAUGCAAUUCGACACAAACCCUCGAACUCUUGAAACGCUCUACGGACGAUUACGAGCGGACCCGCGGGUAGUCAAGUACACCGCCCUCAAGCUGGGUGACAAGCUGCAGGAUAUCGUCCCCAGCGUACUGCCAGCUUCAGGAUCAGGUAUUGGCCGGAUAGGGAUGGGCGGCAAGACCAUUCAAUGAGAAUCGCCCAUCCUAGUGUUUGAGAAGUCUUCCGUCCAUUGUAGCAUACAUAACCUGCCAAUCGCAACAUGAAGCGAGAGUUCGACC
Molecule: messenger RNA, 587 nt
Organism: Tilletiaria anomala UBC 951
Lineage: Eukaryota; Fungi; Basidiomycota; Exobasidiomycetes; Georgefischeriales; Tilletiariaceae
Exons: 4
Biological process (GO): translation
Cellular component (GO): mitochondrial small ribosomal subunit; ribosome
Molecular function (GO): structural constituent of ribosome; small ribosomal subunit rRNA binding
Source: RefSeq, a predicted model, not a curated record